Molecule: messenger RNA, 819 nt
Organism: Adineta ricciae
Lineage: Eukaryota; Metazoa; Rotifera; Eurotatoria; Adinetida; Adinetidae
Source: the annotation of a GenBank genome assembly
AUGAUGAAAGUCGGAGAAGUUUUCCUGCCGGAUGAUGAAGAUUACAAAUAUUUCAAGAACGAAUGUACAAAUGAUGAUGGAUGGACAGUGUGCUAUGAUAAAUCAUCAUGCCGUGUAGCUACGAAGAAAAGUACCCUUUCAGCAUUCGAUGUUAUUCGUGUUCAAUCGGAGUUUAAGGAUAUUUCGGCGGAUCUUCUCUACGACGUUCUACAUGAUGGUUCGUAUCGCGCCAAAUGGGAUUCGACAAUGUUAGAAUCAAAUGAUAUUUGUAUUGUUUCACCAAAUAGUGAUAUUGGCUAUUAUUCCGUAAAAAGUCCACCGCCGUUUAAAAACCGAGAUUUUGUAACACAACGUGUUUGGUUAGAUUAUGGACGUAAUCAAGAAAAAUAUAUUCUUAAUCAUUCGGUCAAUCAUCUUCGCGAGCCACCGCGAAAGAAUUUUGUACGUGGAAUUUCUUAUCUAACUGGAUUUUUAAUCAUACCAAAAGGUUCGUCAUCGUGUACAUUCUAUUACAUGACACAAUGUGAUCCUGGAGGCAGUUUGCCAGCUUGGUUUGUAAAUAAAACAUCGAAAGUUUUAGUACCGAAGAUAAUCAAAAAAUUAGCCAAAGCAUGUACGAAAUAUGACAAAUGGAAGUCGAAAAACGAUCCACAUUUGAAGCCAUGGCUGUAUCCGGAUCAGUUGACUGUUCCCCGAUUGAAUCCAGCUGAUCUUGGAACAUUCAAUGCCCAAGAAACACUAACUGCAUCUGCGGAUACAGGCGAAGCAGCGAUUGGAGAAAACGCUGUUCAAAUCGAUGAUCUUGUUAGAGAUGAUUGA